GCCCCGCCGCCCCGCCAUGGCGCGCGCCGUCACCGAGUGGUCGUACUUUUGAACCCAGCCGGCACCCUGAAGCAAGUGCAGCAAGGACAGCCGGCCGCCGCCAGCAUGUCGUCCGCCCCCCGUCCGCCACGCCCUCGAGAACGCCGUGUCCUCGGCCGCGGCGGUCCGGCCAGCGCGGCCAGCGCGGCCAGCCAGGGCUGAGGACAUGUUCUCGUCGCUGCGGCUGGCGCGCGCCCGGAGCCAGAGCAGCACGACGAGCUGCGCGGGCGGCGGCGACAAGGAGGCCGCCGUCAACGGCGACGCCGACAAGCACGACAAGCACGACAAGCACGGCGACAGGCACGUGGAGAGGCACGUGUACCAGGUGACGCCCACGCCCACGCCGCAGGGCCUGUCGUCCUGCCCCACGUCGCCGCUGCUCUCCGGCAAGCCGCCCAAGACCCCCAAGACGUCCCGCAGCCUGGUGCGCAGGGGCUCCUCCAAAUGGGGCCUGGACAAGGCGCUGUGCCCGUCCAUCGGCAGCCUCCGCGACCGCGUCGCGUCGCGAUGGGACGACGACGACCCUCUCGGCCGGCCGGGCCGCGGCAGCCGCGGGUCGCAGUCCGACGUGUGCACGUGCUCCAAGGUGACGCGGGUGGCGGUGACGCGCGAGGACGGCUGCCUGGGCAUCACGGUGCGCGGCGGCGCGCCCGCGGCCCUGGUCAUCACCAGCGUACAUCCCGGGGGACCCGCCGACCGGGAGGGCUCCAUCCGGCCCGGCGACCGGCUCCUGGCCGUUGACGGCACCAACCUGCAGCUGGCCGACCUGUCGACGGCGCACUCGGUGCUCCGGGGCCACGGCAAGGUGCACGCCAAGGUGCACGGCCGGCCGAACGGGCGGGCGGGCGGCCACCACGGCCUCGGCCACCGGGACUCGGCCGUGGCCGAGCUCACCAUCGAGUACUCCGUGUGCGUGGUGGGGGCCGUGGUGGGCGCGCAGGGCCCGCUGCUCGUUGAGCUGGCCCGGCCCCCCGCCCACCAGCUCGGCCUCACGCUGCGGACGGAGCGCGGCAGCGGCGGCAGGACGGCCGUCAUCGUGGACGACAUCAAGGCCGCCAGCGUGGCGGACAGGAGCGGCGCGCUGCACCGCGGUGACCAGAUCCUGGCCGUGGACGACCUCCGCGUGGACUGCACGGACCUGACCGCCAACGACGUGGUGUCGCUGCUGGGCGGCAGGGCGGGCGAGCGGGGCGAGGGCGCCAGCGUGCUGCGGGUGGAGAUCCUGCCGGCGCACUGCCGCCACCCAGGACUCCCGGGCACCCCGCAGCAGUACGGCAGCUCGCACGGCGUGCACCAGCGGUCGCCCUGCCCGUCCGAGUCGGGGCUGUCGGCGUACAACGCGCUGCGGACGCUGCGGGGCUACGACAACGGGUCGCUGGCGAGCAGCACCGGCGGCUCUGGGUCCGCGGGGCUCGUGAGCCACGUCGAGACGCUGGCCGUGCUGCUGCGCGCCGAGCCCCUCUCCGGGUACGGGCUGGCCGUCAGGGCCUCGGGGGCCUCCAGGACGCCGACGGUCAGCGCGCUGCACCCCGACGGCCCGGCGGAGAGGUCGGGCUGCCUCCAGGUCGGCGACCGCAUCGUGGCCGUGGACGACCGCGAGGUGGACGCCGAGCAGCUGGCCCUGCUGCUCGACAACCCGGGGCCGCCGCUGUCCUUGCGGGUGAGCUUCCCCGUGGCCGAGUCGGUGGUGCCCGCCAGCGGCGUGUUCACCGUGAAGCUGGCCAAGUGCCGGCCCGGCCUGGGCAUCACCAUCACCGGCAACAAGACGGGCGAGUACCUCUACAUCUCCGACAUCAAGUGCGGCUCCGUGGCGCACCGCUCCGGCACGCUGGCCGUCGGCGACCGCAUCCUGGAGAUCGACGGCUUGAGCUUGAGCGUCAACGCCACCGGCAGGGACCUGGGCCGCGCGCUGGACCACGCCGCCAGGAUCCUGCACAACAGCGGCGACGUGGUCACGCUCAAGGUGCUCAAGGACGAGGUGCCCGCAGGCUACAGCUGGGGCGGCUGGGGCGGCCCACCCCUCAGGUCCGGCUGGGCCAGCAACGCCUUCAACUGGUCCCGGACCAUCGAGUAUCCCAUGGAGGGCCAGUACGCCGCCAGCUCCGUGGAGUACUCGUCCGACUUCCCGGUGGAGUACCCCGUCGAGUACUCCGUCGAGUACACCGUGGAGCUGGUCCGCCACGGCGGCAGCCUGGGCCUCACCAUCGCCGGCUCCGAGGACCCGGCGGACUCGGUCACCAUCUCCGGGCUCACACCAGGCGGGCUGGCGGAGCAGACGGGCGCGCUGCACAUCGGGGACCGCCUGCUGGCCAUCAACGGGGAGUCCCUGCGGGGGCGUCGUCUGUCCGAGGCCAUCGCCAUGUUCCAGAACUCGGCCGACGUGGUCACCUUGAAAAUAGCCCGCGCCAGGAACGGCACGGCAGCGGGACACCAGCAGCAGCGCCCUGCCGCCGAGCGCGCCGAGCACAAGGGCGACCACAGUGACCUGGGCGGUCGCCUGGGCGGUCGCCUGGGCCCGCCGCACCCGGGCAUCCCAUCCGUGGACAGCGCGGUCGAGUCGUGGGACUCCUCGGCGUCGCAGAGGAACGCCUCUCCUGCGGGGACGCCGAUGAGCCCCCUGAGCCCCCUGCCGCCGCCGGGCUUCGGCAGCCCGCUGGGCGCUGGCCAAGCCGGCACCCUCGGCCAGCCAGGCAGGGUCAAACUCACCCCCCUGCCGCCCACCGUCGCCCCCGCCACCACACCCGGACCGCCCCUGUCCAGGAGGGCGGGCAGCUGUCCGAGCCUGGACUGCCUGCUGCAGCAGGAAACAGCGGGCCGUGGGUGGGACGGCGAGGACGGCGACGAGUCCCUGGAGGACCUGGACUCGGCGGCAGCGACCGCGGCCACCCUGUCACUGCGGGCGGCAGCCAACGACCCGGGCAAGGCGGGCGUCGCGGCCGAGGCCAAGACCCCCACCACGCCGCCCUCCCCGAUCUCUGUCUCGCCGCCAGCAAGCUUCCGCCAGGGCGGCCAGGGCCUCGCGGGGCCGUGGCCGUCGUCCAGCCAGAGUCCCUUGUGGCCGAGGCCACCGCCGUCUCCCUCGCCCGGGGGAGGCCGCCUCACGGCCGCCAAGGCCCUGAGCAACGACUGGCAGCAGAGACUGCGGCAGCAGCAGCAAAGCGGGGACAUUGUGGACAACGCGGCCGCGGCCGACUCCAAGUUGUCUUCAUUCCAGUGGGCCAGCAACGACGCCACCCUCCGCCGCCGAGGAGAGCCGCCCUCGCCCCCGGGCCGCGGCUUGGAUGACUUCGCCGAGCUCAACAACAACCUGCUGCGGGAGCCCGUGCCGAUGCCCGGCCCUUCCGGCCCCAGCCCCGGCCGCUUCCUCUUCGACGAGCACGACCAGCCCCACGCCGCCAACGCCAAGCGCGCGUCUUCCCUGCUCCUGGAGGAGGCCGCCGUGGACGCCCUGCGCCUCCAGGACCUGGGCCUGCACCACCCCAUGGAGCUGUACCAGGUUACAAUUUACAAAGACUCUGUUUAUGAAGACUUUGGCUUUAGUGUUUCGGAUGGUCUCUAUGAACGAGGAGUCUUCAUCAAUAGAAUACGAAAGGGAGGACCUGCAGAUGCCACGGGUGUUCUGCAGCCGUAUGACCGUAUCCUUCAAGUGAACGAAACAAGGACUCAUGACUUCGACUGCUGUUUGACUGUCCCUUUAAUAGCAGCUGCUGGAGAUCGCAUUCAGCUCAUAGUGGCAAGACACCAGGACACAUCAUACCAACUGCCUCUUGACGAAUCAUAUCUUGAUUCCAACACAGUGACUCAGACAAUCUGAUCUUUUUUUAAAAGUAGAGUUUCAAAUAAUAAAAAUAAUUUAGAAGGAAA
This is a messenger RNA of Thrips palmi, 3903 nucleotides long. RefSeq names its product glutamate receptor-interacting protein 2 (gene Grip). The record is from RefSeq and is a predicted model, not a curated record. The transcript has 14 exons. Gene Ontology annotation, biological process: neurotransmitter receptor transport, endosome to postsynaptic membrane. NCBI's taxonomy places the organism in Eukaryota, Metazoa, Arthropoda, Insecta, Thysanoptera, Thripidae. Gene Ontology annotation, molecular function: protein binding. Bases 206 to 3853 code for a protein of 1215 amino acids.